UAUUUUAAUUAUUUUUUCCAGCAUUGGGUAACAUCGAACAUAGGUUCAAUUUUAUUCAAAAAUCAGCCUUUAACGUAUAUUCCUCAGAAUAGAACAUUUACUGUCUUAAUGUGGAAUUUUUGGUUUAAGCAAAUCACGAGUGACCCCCUUGACGUCUGCAGUGUGAAAAACUGUAUAUUCAUUUUCGAUAAAAUGGAAUUACAUAAAUCGGAUGCAGUAGUCGUUGAUGCAAAAUUGAGUUCAUACCCUUGGGUUCAUAAAAGGAAAAGAACCCAGAGAUGGAUAUUUGUGUCUGAUGAAUCCCCUGUUGCUACGUCUCUCAAUCCAACCAAUUUAUCCAAAAUAGCUAACAUUUAUAAUUGGUCUAUGACAUACAGAAGCGAUUCAGAUGUGCCCAUACCUUACGGUCGCACCGUAGCUCUACCCGAGGUUCUGAUGCAUAAGAUAUCCUCUGAAUCUAUCACUAAGUAUAUCCCGUACUGGGAGAACAAGCAAAAAGACGUCUUAGUGGCUGCGUUGAUAACCCGCUGUACCAAUGAAGAGGGAAUAAAUUAUGUGAAGGAAUUGCGUAAAUAUAUAAAAGUUGAUCUUUUGAAUGAGUGUGCAGAUUCCGAAGUAACCAAAAGUUACAGAUGCCUUGAUCAUCCAGUAGCCGAUUGCCCGAAAAUAGCCAAUUAUCAUUUCUACUUGGCAAUUGAAAGUGCAAGAUGCCGCCAAUAUCUUACCGAGAAAGUGUUUUAUAGCGCGUUUGCCAAAGGCGCCAUACCCAUCGUGAUGGGACCUUCAAUAUCGGACUGCACCAAGUUGCUCCCACCUGAUUCAUUUUUGCAUGUAAACAGCUUCGAUUUCCCAAGGGAUCUCGCAGUGGAAAUAAUGAAUCUCAGCAAGGAUGACGAGUACUUGCAGAUGUUCCAUAAAUGGAGGCGUUUCUUCAAAGUAGUGAACGAACAUGGAUUCUUUGGGACUAAUUCAAUGCAGCUCUGCCGAUUAUGCGAAGCGUUGAACUAUAACGACAAUGAAACCAAAAUCUAUGAUAAGAAUUCCCUGGAAGUAUAUUUGGAUCCUUUUUUACUUUGUACUUCUAAUACUAGCAAUUACUAAAGGUUCAUAAUUAAAGGAUGUGUUAACUACCAUCAAAAGACAACAAAAACCUUCGAUCUAAUAAGUAAUGUAUUUAUGUCUUCACCCACAAUCUAGUAAAAGUCGCGGGAAGCACCUAGAUGCGGGCAGUUGCAGGACCAGUACUUAGUUAUGGAAAUCCUUGCCCUUCCAGAAGUGAACGGCUUUGGCUGAAACGAUGAAAUCUAUACUUGAAGACAUGCGGUCAAAAAUA
This is a messenger RNA of Ostrinia nubilalis (European corn borer), 1333 nucleotides long. RefSeq names its product 4-galactosyl-N-acetylglucosaminide 3-alpha-L-fucosyltransferase FUT6-like. The transcript has 4 exons. The record is from RefSeq and is a predicted model, not a curated record. Gene Ontology annotation, cellular component: membrane. Lineage: Eukaryota; Metazoa; Arthropoda; Insecta; Lepidoptera; Crambidae. Gene Ontology annotation, molecular function: fucosyltransferase activity. The coding region runs from base 109 to 1101 and encodes 330 amino acids.